AUGCUUCCAAAUAUGUCACGUGCCAUUCACACUGGAGUCCUGACGUCAAUGUUUUGGAAAUCGAAAUGCUACAAUUCGCAGACUGUUCUCAAUAUUUCAUCGAAACAUUAUCGUUCCUGUGUUGAAAGAACUAACCUCCAAGACUACAUCCAAACCGCAAGUUUGUUAAGUGCGCCGCGCAAAAUGGUCAAAGACAAUGACACCGUCAUUGAAGAGUUCAACGAGCUCGUGAACAUGUCCGCGAAGGACCUUCAGGACUGGCUCGGCCAAGACGAGUCCGCCGGCGCAGGCUGGUCCAAAGACGACGGCAGCGGCGAGACCAUUGGCCACGACUCGGGCCGCAAGAUUGUCGCCAUCCUGGAGAAGAACCCCAAGAAAGACCCCAGCAAGUACGAGCAAGACGACAUUGACCAUAUGCGCAAGGUUGUUGCGUAUUGCAAGAGGCAUCUUGCGCAGGAAGAGAAGGCCAAACAGGAUACGAACAGCAAGAGCUAUAAGAGCCUGAAGAAUUGGGGGCAUGAAGCUUAUAAAGCCUAG
Molecule: messenger RNA, 537 nt
Organism: Ascochyta rabiei
Lineage: Eukaryota; Fungi; Ascomycota; Dothideomycetes; Pleosporales; Didymellaceae
Exons: 3
Coding region: 1-537 (178 amino acids)
Source: RefSeq, a predicted model, not a curated record